AACGUAAACAAUUGAUAUAUACAUUUCGUGAGUGGAAAUUUAGAAAUCAAACAAAAGAUUCACCAUGGGUUCCGAGGACGACGAUAAACGAUUUGGAGUCAGACGGAAGAUCAUGGUCGCGGCGAUCUUUUCUUUAUUUGCAGUGGUGGUGCUCAUAGUUCUUCUCCAUCUUUACUCUAGAUAUCUCCUGAUCCGCCGAGAAAGGAGACAACGUGCCGCCCUUUAUCGCCAAACCAGGCAAAUUGCACCAGAUAUGGAUUCUAAUUAUUCCACUGAACCACCCAAGGUAGGGGUUGACGCUUUGGUCAUAGCCUCGUUUCCGACGUAUCCAUAUAAGCCAACCAACCAGCCCGAGCUUGGUCAUGGCGAACCCACAGAGUGCUCGGUUUGCUUGGGAACCAUAGUGGAAGAUACCAUGGUUAAGGUAUUACCAAACUGUAAGCACAUGUUUCAUGUAGAGUGUAUUGAUAUGUGGCUCGGAUCAAACGCUACUUGCCCAAUAUGUCGAACUGUGGCUGAGCCAAGGGUCCACCCAGUGGAAAGAGAGUUGGGUAGUGAUCAGAUUCAGGUCGAACCCUCUGCUCCACCCUUGACCGGUGGAUCAGGUUCGCUAUUAGGCUCUUUUCGAUGGAUGGUUACUAGGGAGAGGUCGUCAAGGGCUCGAAGCUGUGGAGAUGAAGUUGGUGCCGAAGAUCUGGAAAGGCAUUGAAUAUAUAUUUUAUUGGUAAAUGAUUCUUAGAGCUUUCUUGGUAUAUUGUUUUUCCUUUAUUUGGGGAUUGAGAUUGACGCGGUUGUGGCAGCUCUUUUUUUUGUGUUUGAUUAUGAUUUUGCUAUACAUUGUAAGAUAUAAUAUUGCUUUAUGUAUAAUUUUCUAUUUUUUUAUUAAUUAUUCUCUACUUGGUUACAA
Molecule: messenger RNA, 907 nt
Organism: Hevea brasiliensis (rubber tree)
Lineage: Eukaryota; Viridiplantae; Streptophyta; Magnoliopsida; Malpighiales; Euphorbiaceae
Product: E3 ubiquitin-protein ligase ATL41
Exons: 1
Coding region: 65-709 (214 amino acids)
Source: RefSeq, a predicted model, not a curated record